GGUGGGCGAUAUUUUUCUACGAAGACAAAGUCCCAAACUCAGAAGCAUUAUAUAGGAUCGGAAGAUAGCUGUUUUGUCCUCUGAUCAUAGGUUUUUGAUUCCAUUUCAAAUCUCUGUCUCUGGCAUAUUGAUUUGUAUUUCCACUCCAGCACCAUGAGUUUCAUCUUCGGGAAAAGGAAGACUCCCGCAGAGCUUUUGCGGGAAAACAAGAGGAUGUUGGACAAAUCAAUAAGAGAAAUAGAACGGGAGAGACAGAGUUUACAAGCACAGGAGAAGAAACUGAUUACGGAGAUAAAGAAAACUGCCAAACAAGGCCAGAUGGGAGCUGUAAAAGUGAUGGCCAAAGAUCUUGUCAGAACACGACAUCAAAUUGAGAAGUUUUACAAGCUUAAAUCACAACUCCAGGGUGUAUCACUUAGAAUUCAGACUUUGAAAUCAACACACGCAAUGGGUGAGGCAAUGAAAGGCGUGACAAAGGCAAUGGGACAGAUGAAUAGGCGAAUGAACUUGCCAUCUUUGCAAAAGAUCAUGCAAGAAUUCGAAAGGCAGAAUGAGAAGAUGGAGCUGACAACUGAGGUCAUGGGAGAUGCAAUGGACGAUGCUCUGGAAGGAGACGAGGAAGAAGAGGAAACAGAAGAACUAGUGAACCAGGUUCUUGAUGAGAUUGGAAUUGACAUAAACCAAGAGCUUGUAAAUGCACCAUCAGCAGCAGUUGCUACUCCCGCAGCAAAAUCUAAGGUGCCUCAAGCUGAAGCUACGGGAAAUGAUGACGGUGGGAUAGAUAAUGAUUUACAGGCAAGGUUGGACAACUUAAGAAAAAUGUAGUCUUCACUUUCUAUGAUAUAUAUACAAACCCUGUCUCUGGCCUCUGCUAUGAAAUCUGGAGUUUCUUUUUCUCCCCUCUCUUCCUUUUGGGUGUGUACAUAUGACACAGCUUUGAUUGUUUGAACUGUCUUGUUGCUCGGACCCACGGGCCACGGACGACCUGAGAUUGUGAGCAACAAGAGUGUACGCUCUGUUGGAAAAAGUGUUCCUUUUAGUUUCUCCUUACGAGUCAUAA
Neltuma alba is the source of this 1060-nucleotide messenger RNA. RefSeq names its product vacuolar protein sorting-associated protein 2 homolog 1. NCBI's taxonomy places the organism in Eukaryota, Viridiplantae, Streptophyta, Magnoliopsida, Fabales, Fabaceae. Gene Ontology annotation, biological process: vacuolar transport. The record is from RefSeq and is a predicted model, not a curated record. The transcript has 5 exons. Bases 154 to 825 code for a protein of 223 amino acids.